GUUGAAUGCUGAGAAGAGAGGGUUUGCUUCCGCUCAACUUCAACCUGUAUCUACUGUCAUGGCUAAUUUCCUUCAGAUUAUGAAGUAUCGUGGAUAUAUUAAAGAUUUUGAGGUACAGAACCCCCAUAGAGUUGGUAAGAUAUCUGUCCAGUUAACGGGUAGGGUCACUGAUUGUCGUGCUCUCUCACAUAGACAAGAUAUCAAGGCUCAGAACAUUGAGAGCUACGCAAAACGUACCCUUCCAACCCGUCAGUGGGGCUAUGUUGUGAUAACAACACCAAAUGGAGUUUUGGAUCAUGAGGAAGCAAUUCGACAAAAUGUUGGUGGUCAAGUCCUCGGGUACUUUUACUGAUCGAAGUCAAGCAAAAUUGAAGAUCAGAGAAAAUCACUCUCGUUAUUGUACAUUUAUGGAAUUGAUUGAUUGCAAAUCACCCUUUCUGGAAUGACAAUGCAAAAACUGGAGUUGGAUGAAAAUCAUGUCUUCCUGUUCUUUCUUGUUGCGGAAGAGACAAGAAAUAAAUUGCUUGUUUCGUGGUUAAUGGCUAUG
This is a messenger RNA of Cuscuta epithymum, 547 nucleotides long. Lineage: Eukaryota; Viridiplantae; Streptophyta; Magnoliopsida; Solanales; Convolvulaceae. The record is from the annotation of a GenBank genome assembly.